GUGAUCUCUCAGAUCGAUGGAGCGGCCGGUGGCGGUGCGGCGGUGGCCAGCGAAUUCACGCAAGAUCCGCCAGCAGCAGCAGCAGCAGCAGCAGCAGUGGUCCUCCUCCAUGGUCGACGACGAAGAUCGAGGUAGCCAAUGCGGUGUAACACCGCAGGAUAGAAAGAGGGUCAUGCCCGUUAUGGUCUUGGAUUCCGAAGACGAGGAGGAGGAGGAACAGGAGGAACAGGAAGAGGAGGGAGAGAUCGAGGACAGUAAGAGGCCAAAGAUCUCGCCCGUGGAGGAGGAGGAGGAGGAGGACGACACGAUCGUGGAUCCGGACGAGUGCUGGGAGGCGCCAGCGUCAGGGACGAUCACGGCGUUGGUGGAGCCGACCGAUUGGGUGAUUGUGAGCCGGAAGGCGAUGAGUCCCUCUUCUUCCACCAUGACCGCGCUCCCUCUUCCUCCUCACUCCGGCGAGGAAGCCAUCAAGGUCCAGCCACUCAAGGAGGCGGAUCCAAACGUUUGCGUGGCGGAGCUCUCGGACUCCGAGGACGACGACGCCGACGGGCUCUUCCCGGACACCACCGCCGCCGCCGCCGCCCCGGACAACGCCAGCGGCAGCAGCGAUGACCGUAUCAAGGUGACCAACGCACUUUCGGCGUACGAGAAGCUCCGGAUAUGCUACGUGCGCGACAAGGUGACGGGCGACUGCUCGCAAAAGGCGGCCGCUGCCCUGAAGGAGAAGAACAUGUGGGUGAACCGAGCGAAACGUAUCGGCCCGGUUCCCGGGGUGGAAGUUGGCGACAUCUUCUUCUUCCGGAUCGCGAUGUGCAUCGUCGGCCUCCACCGCCAGACCCAGGCCGGCAUCGACACCAUCCGGCCCAACGAGAACAAGUUUGGCGAGCUCAUCGCUUGCAGCUUGGUUCUCUCGGGCGGAUACGAGGACGACGUCGACGGUGGCGAGACAUUCACGUACACGGGCCAGGGAGGGAACGCCUACCACGGCGACAAGCGGCAGUACCGCGACCAGGAGCUCGUCAAGGGGAACUUGGGCCUUGCCAACAGCUGCAAGUACGACGUCCCCGUUCGAGUCACCCGCGGCUGCCUGGAUUCCAAGAGCCCCUCGGGGAAGAUCUACAGCUACGACGGUCUCUACAGGGUCACCCACUUCUGGGCCGAGCCCGGCAUGUCGGGGUUCCGGGUGUUUAAGUACAGCCUCGAGCGCGACCCAGGGCAGCUGGAGCUGGGUUCCAGGAUCGUCAAGUUCUCCGGGAAGCUCCAGGCGAAGAUGGAGGCUCGCAAGGCGGUGGUGUGCGAGGACAUCUCCGGAGGGCGAGAGCGGGUUCCAAUCUGUGCCGUGAACGACGUCGACGCGGCCCCGGGGCCGCCGCCACCUUUCACCUACAUCACCAAGACCAUCUUUCCGCCGGGCUUCCUCCAGCCGUCGUACCCGACGGGGUGCCGCUGCGUGGGGCGGUGCGGGGACUCUGCCAGCUGCCUGUGCAUCGGGAAGAACAGCAACAAGAUGCCAUACACGGACGGGGCGCUGUACGAGUGGAAGACGAUCCUGUACGAGUGUGGACCGAUGUGCCGCUGCGCGGCGAGCUGCCCGCUGCGACUCUCCCAGCAAGGCCAGACGAGGAAGCUCGAGGUUUUCAAGACGGAGAACCGGGGGUGGGGGGUGCGCUCCUGGGAGGCCAUCCCGUUCGGGAGCUUCAUCUGCGAGUACGUUGGCGAGCUGUUAAGCAACGAGGAGGCCGAGCGGCGAGUCGGGCAGGACGAGUACAUCUUCGACAUCGAUUGCAUCAAAGGGAGCCGCUCCCGCGGGGUGGACAUAUCCAGCUUCUUCGAGGAGAAGGAUGGAGGGGAGAUUUGCGAGGUGGUGGAGGAUGGUCAUAUGUCCAUCGACGCUGGGAGCUGCGGGAACGUUUCCAGGUUUAUAAACCAUAGCUGCGACCCCAACAUGUUCGUCCAGUGCGUCUUCAACGACCACAACGACAUGGCGUACCCGCACGUUAUGAUGUUCGCCAUGAAGAACAUCCGGCCUUUCGAGGAGCUGUCCUACGACUAUGGCUACGAGAUCGACUCGGUGAGGGACAGCGACGGGAAGAUCAAGAAGAAGCGGUGCUACUGCGGGGCUCGAAGGUGUAAGAAGCGACUCUAUUAACUGCGAGCGAAGAUUUCGCUCUCUCCAGAGGGGGACGGAAGGAGUUCUUCUCAAUCUAUAGUGGUUUUCCUCGUAUACCAUUCUUUCAUUCCAUCCAUUCGAAAGGCCUGGUAUUUUUCUUUCUUCUCUUCGCUUCUCUUUCUUAGCCUCCCGAGAAUUUUCAUUGAUCAGAAAGAAGAUCCAUGGAAGUUGGAGAUGGAGCUGUUCAAUACAUGUAUAUGUAUAGAAACUAUCUUGGAGCGUUGGUGAA
Molecule: messenger RNA, 2399 nt
Organism: Selaginella moellendorffii
Lineage: Eukaryota; Viridiplantae; Streptophyta; Lycopodiopsida; Selaginellales; Selaginellaceae
Product: histone-lysine N-methyltransferase, H3 lysine-9 specific SUVH4
Exons: 2
Coding region: 17-2149 (710 amino acids)
Cellular component (GO): nucleus
Molecular function (GO): protein binding; histone methyltransferase activity; zinc ion binding
Source: RefSeq, a predicted model, not a curated record